Messenger RNA from Aspergillus udagawae, 915 nucleotides. RefSeq lists its product as uncharacterized. Bases 1 to 915 code for a protein of 304 amino acids. The transcript has 2 exons. Gene Ontology annotation, cellular component: nucleus. The record is from RefSeq and is a predicted model, not a curated record. NCBI's taxonomy places the organism in Eukaryota, Fungi, Ascomycota, Eurotiomycetes, Eurotiales, Aspergillaceae. Gene Ontology annotation, biological process: protein ubiquitination; SCF complex assembly.
AUGGCGGACAGACAGGCCAUUCAGCAGAAUCUCAACGGUCUGUUGUUGAAGCUCGACGAUCCGGAUGCAGAUCUGAGAUAUAUGUCCUUGAAUGAUUUACUAGGCAUCCUGAAUAAUCCCAACUCUUCAUUUCUUUCUCACGAUCAACACUCGGCGUCGAGACUCGUCGACGGAUUGCUCAAAGCUCUAGAUGACCAACAUGGCGAUGUCCAGAACCAAGCGCUGAAAUGUCUCGGUCCGCUUUCGCUUCGGCUGCCCUUUGAAAGCCUCAUGCCACUUCUCGAGAAGCUAUCGACCUUAACCGCCUCACAAUCCAUCGAUACCUCAGUUCCCAACACCGCCCUGCGAGUCAUUGUCACAGCACUUCCUCGUCCUCAACCAGGGCAAGCACCCAGCAAAGAAGCCACCAUGGCAUACUCUGCUGUCUCCAGAGUCCUCAUCCCCCGUUUAAUCGGUCCCACGCCGUCGCCCUCAAACCGAAGGGGUAGUUUCGUAAAGGGAAUGUUGGAAAAGGAUCCUACUAAAGGCUUCAGUAGCGACGCAGUUGAUGUUGUGAUCCAAGUGGUCACAUGCUUUGGACCUCUUCUUAUGGAGGAGGAGUUGACCGCACUGCAAAAAUCUGUGAUGUCCAUCAUUGACAACGACACGGCUGGUACCGUUGUCACCAAAAGAGCAUUGGCCGCUAUCUCAGUGCUUGUGCUCCACUUUUCGGACAACCAACUGAACGCCUUUGUGGCUGAUCUUGUCGAGAGAUUCAAUUCCUCACAGUUGACGACCGUUCACCGGCGACAUCUGAUUGCUACGGUGGGCAGCAUAGCCAAAAGUGCUCCAGCCAAGUUCGGGCCCCAUCUGCAGACAUUAGCCCCUUUCGUGUUCUCGGCUGUGGGAGAGGAUAGUCUUGGUCAGGUAGCUUGA